Iphiclides podalirius (scarce swallowtail) is the source of this 321-nucleotide messenger RNA. The record is from the annotation of a GenBank genome assembly. NCBI's taxonomy places the organism in Eukaryota, Metazoa, Arthropoda, Insecta, Lepidoptera, Papilionidae.
AUGCCUAAAAUAAAAGCCGAAAAGAAGUCUAGAGUGCACAAUGAAAUCGCUAAGCAAGGUAUCCAAUUUAAUAAAGAUUUCGGACAGCACAUUUUAAAAAAUCCGCUUAUUAUAACUUCUAUGCUUGAUAAAGCUGGAUUGAGACCGACUGAUGUUGCACUUGAAAUUGGCCCUGGUACUGGUAAUAUGACGAUAAAAAUUUUAGAUCGUGUAAAGAAGGUUAUUGCUUGUGAAAUUGACACGAGAUUAGUUGCUGAGCUCCAGAAACGAGUCCAAGAUGUGCUGUGCUUAUGUUUCAAAAAGAAUUUGCACAAAGAUUGG